CGGCGAGGCGCCCGCAGACCGGACGGGCGAAGGGAAGAGCGAGCAAAGGUAUAGAUAUUAUCGAGCGCGGCUGAGUGAGCGGCAUCGAUUUUUCCCGGGACGACGGAGCCGGCAUGGAACCCAACAGUCCCCGUAAGAUCCAAUUUACUGUCCCGUUGCUGGAGCCUCAUCUCGACCCGGAGGCAGCGGAGCAGAUCCGAAGGCGUCGUCCAACUCCUGCCACGUUGGUCUUGAGCAGCGACCAAUCAUCACCUGAAAUCGAUGAAGACCGGAUCCCCAACCCGCUUCUGAAGCCAGGAUUGUCAAUGUCUCCAAGGCAGAGGAAGAAGGUCUCUCGCACCACUCCCACCAUGAAAGAGCUCCAGCUGAUGGUCGAACACCAUCUUUGCAAGCAGCAGAGAGAUGAAGAGGAAGAAGACAGUGCUGAAGUACAGGAGUCACACAGUCCAAGCUGCUGCCCUCAUGCCAACAUAGAACCGACCCACAGUCCCGAAAGUUGCCCUUUGGCCCAAGCCCACGCCCAGCUGGAAUCCCAGGAAAAACCACACUCUGGCCUUGAAGAACAGGGAAGAGUCACAGAAGCGUGUGGUGUAGGGAGCUCUGACAAAACGAGGUCUUACUUGUGCUCAGAAAAGCAAGGGAUUCAUAUAUCAUCGGAGAACUCCGUGGAGAAGGACAGGCUGCCCAAGGAGUAGGUAUAUAACCACGUAUCAGGGUGGAGGUGAUUCUCUGCUGGAGGCACAGAGUUACAGCUGGACACAGGGCUCAUGCAUACCUGAGGAAUAUCACACAGCUCCUUCCUUCCUUCCUUCCUUCCUUCCUUCCUUCCUUCCUUCCUUCCUUCCUUCCUUCCUUCCUUCUUUUUAAAUGAUUAUGGGUUUUUUUAAAAAAGAUUUCAAUGACUAGGUUAUAUAUUUGUAACGGUCCCAUCUUAUUUUUUUAAAGUGAGAAAACCCAAAACACUUUUUCACUGUUUUGAGUUUUGUGGCCAGCCAAUAGUAGGGAUUUAGCCUAGAGCACUAGGCAGAUUUUGAUCAGAGACGGAAAAGCCUCUGCAUUUGGCCCUGAGUGGCGGCCUAGAUCUCCCAAGCAACAGAUGUGAGGCUGAUAAAGGCCUUCAGGAAAUUCUCUACCUGGUUGGAUUAUGACCCCUAUCACUCCGAGCCACACUGGACGGAGGUAAUGAAAUUGGUAAUCUAGCAUAUGUGAAGGCAGACAAGAUGGGAAGGUGAUCUUAAGCCUAGAGCUGGACUACUAUAGACUCCAAGGGUGAGGCCCUGACUGAAUUUCCUGCUGUGCAUUCCCCUGCCUCCAGCCUACUCUGUGUAUGUGUGAAAAAAGAACCAGGAAUUCUACCUCCUGAUGGGCCACUCUUUGUGUUGUUCCGUAGACAAUCAUUAGAAGUUUCUCCUUGCCAACAUGAUAUAGUAUGGCUCAAACGCCAAUUCAUCUUUUCUCUCCUCUGCUGUUGAAUAGAACUAGGAGAAUUUUCUGUAAUAUUUUACUCCUUUGGCCAGUUUUUCUGUCCAAAGCUAUCGCCCUCCAAAGUUGCUUGAGAUUUCACCUCCCCAGGUUUGCAGUCUAUGUGGCCAAAAAUCUGAUCCGGGGAAGAUUUCUCUAGGUCUUGUUUUCUACACUGUAUGAUAUUUUGAUAGCUGUCUAUUGUUUUCUGAACCUUGUAUUGCUUUCUACUCUAGCAUAGCUUUUAUGUAUGCUGGGGCCUCUUAUAGCUCCCUCCGAGCAUGCAUCACAAGGCAGCAAAAAUGCAUACAGCAGAUUUAGGGUGAUAAACAAGAUGCACCAGGCCUGUGUGCAGCUGUGCUUCACACCACAAAAGCAACACUUUUCAUCUAGUCGGGUGAAAAGACAAUGUGAUUCUUGUCAUGGCACUGUGCCUCACCUCAAAGCCUCCUCUGGCCACUCCAAUAGCUGGAAGAUGAGUAGAAGAGUCUGGGAGCUUCUGCAUGUGUGUGUCAUGUGGGCAGAAUGCACUUGUGACUCCUGGAACUGUUAGCAAAGCGAUGGGAAGCAAAAGAUUUGGAGAUGGGACACGUUGCUUCGGGAUGCAUGGUGUAAACCUUCAUCGAAAAGAGCCAAGCCCACCUUGGAAGCUCUGCACGUCUCCAGUAUACUCACAGGUGGGCCAUACAGUUACCAACCUGGACCUGAAUAAGAGAAUUUUCUCUUCUGGUGUUGUGGGGCAGGGCCCCUUUAGCUGUCUUCAAGCCCAUCUCUUGGUUCCAGUUCUAUUCUGCUGAAUCCUGCCUCAUUAGGUAAGGAAAACUGGGCAGCUCUGGUCCUUUCUGACACCUCUCAAUUCCCCUUCUAGUGGAGGUACACCAACAGUACCAUCCAGCAGUGCCUUCCGAGAACAAACCAGCAUUUCUGCUGUCACACCUACAGGCCUCUGUUGCACGUGUGUGCAAAACCUCCAAGAGUUGCCAUGCAAGUAUUACAAGAUCAUGAGUACUGGGAUACAAUUUUUUUUUUUUUAACGAUAAGGUGUGUUUGCAAUAGCUGCCCAUUUUCCCCUUCUCGUUUUAGAUGUAUUACCAGUGUUUUAAACUUUUAAAAGUGAAAAACUAGCAGCCCUUCUAAUGAUGUUGAACUACAGUUUGUAGCCUUCUCUUCCCCUUCGAUGGUGCUGGUGGCCAGGCUGCUAGAGAUAGUAGUUUGACAGCAUCCGAAGGGCUACAUAAUCCAUUCAAAUACAAAAUACAUUCAAGGCUGCCAUGUCUUAAUAAGGGAACUAGUUGAACAUAGCCUAGAUGAGUAGAAGACUACACAUAGUUGGGCAGUGAUGUUUGGGGAGGGGGGCUUUCCUUAUAUUAUUGUUUGCAACAUAAUCCCACCCAACAUGAUGAGGUGGCUGCAAUCGAGAACCAUGUGAAAGUUCAGAGCAAACUGCCUGCUUGGGAGUGUCCUAAGUCCUACAUUGCUGUAUCCCUGAGUUGGUUUUACGUACCUGGACUACAAUGCUGGACUCUGCAUCCUCACUCCCCCACCUGUGAAUCCUGCUUCUUUAUUAAAUGGGUCAUCUUUG
This is a messenger RNA of Pantherophis guttatus, 3043 nucleotides long. RefSeq names its product protein phosphatase 1 regulatory inhibitor subunit 1A (gene PPP1R1A). NCBI's taxonomy places the organism in Eukaryota, Metazoa, Chordata, Lepidosauria, Squamata, Colubridae. Gene Ontology annotation, cellular component: cytoplasm. Gene Ontology annotation, biological process: intracellular signal transduction. The record is from RefSeq and is a predicted model, not a curated record. Gene Ontology annotation, molecular function: protein phosphatase inhibitor activity.